Exophiala spinifera is the source of this 1230-nucleotide messenger RNA. RefSeq lists its product as uncharacterized. The record is from RefSeq and is a predicted model, not a curated record. The transcript has 3 exons. Gene Ontology annotation, molecular function: oxidoreductase activity, acting on paired donors, with incorporation or reduction of molecular oxygen, reduced flavin or flavoprotein as one donor, and incorporation of one atom of oxygen; heme binding; iron ion binding. NCBI's taxonomy places the organism in Eukaryota, Fungi, Ascomycota, Eurotiomycetes, Chaetothyriales, Herpotrichiellaceae. The coding region runs from base 1 to 1230 and encodes 409 amino acids.
AUGCCGAGUAUACCACAUGCGCUGAUGAACGAGCAGGCGGACAUCGCUGUUGGGCAGCGUUACAACUGUCAGCGCCCCCCCGAAUUGCCAACGAGAUGGCCUCUCGGAAUUGAUCGGAUCAAGGAACUUUGGGAUUCUAAUGCUGAAGGCCGCCUCCUGGCAUUUCUGUGCUCAAUUGCAAAGAAUUAUGAACCUCAUAAUAUGCUUUCGCAGUAUCUGCUCUUUGGACCACGGGCCUUCCAUAUUCUGAAUCCCAAAAAUCUCGAAGUCGUUCUUUCAAUUAACUUCUCUGAUUAUGGGUUCGGUGUUCGUCCAGCGAUCUUCGCUCCGCUUCUCGGCCGGGGUAUCUUCACCCAAGAAGGCGCAGCCUGGAAGCAUUCUAGAGAGCUUUUGCGAAAACAAUUUAUCCGUGCGCAGUAUCAAAACCUCCAUCAGUUUUGCGAGCAUGUCGACAAUCUUUUGGCCCAUGUGCCUGAGUCUGGAGUCGUGGACCUACAACCUCUCUUCUUCAGCCUAACUCUGGAUACCACAACUGCGUUAUUGCUAGGACGAUCAGUUUACAGCUUAAGAGCAAGCAUUGACCAGGACGCAGAAAACAAAGAGUUCUCAGAGAGCUUCAAUAUUGCCCAAGAAGGGUUGGCAAAGAGAUUUCGAAUUGCGCCCUGGCACUUUCUAUACAAUCCCCCUCGCUUUCGACGUGCCUGCAGGAAUGUCCAUCGUUAUGUCGAACGAUAUAUCGAGGAAAGAAAGCUAUUGAACGGCAAGGCGACCUUGGAAGAUGAUUCUUACGGCUUUAUUGAUCAAGUAUCAAAGGAGUCUGAAAAUAUGAACGCGCUUCGGGAUCAACUACUUAACGUUCUCUUAGCUGGGAGAGACACUACAGCUUGCUGUCUUUCGUGGACAUUCAUCUAUGGCCAAGAUGCAGAGAGGUUUCGGCCAGAGAGAUGGGAAGGGAAGGAGCUUGCGAACAUUGGAUGGGCUUAUUUCCCGUUCAAUGGUGGGCCGCGGCAGUGCCUUGGUGAAGAUUUUGCCCUCAUGGAAGUUUCCUACACAGUCGUGAGGCUUCUUCAGGCAUGUUCGGAAAUUGCCCUACCUGAUAACGAGGUCAACGAACCUCCGGGGACUGAGAGACAGACACUUACUCUGGUGCUGUCGAGUGCCGACGGCUGCAGGGUCCAGUUGGUGCGACGCCAGUUGAAUCAAAAAACGACGGUCGAACAUUGUGUAUGA